This is a messenger RNA of Daphnia pulicaria, 3487 nucleotides long. RefSeq names its product serine/threonine-protein kinase Nek6-like. Lineage: Eukaryota; Metazoa; Arthropoda; Branchiopoda; Diplostraca; Daphniidae. Gene Ontology annotation, cellular component: nucleus. The record is from RefSeq and is a predicted model, not a curated record. Gene Ontology annotation, biological process: intracellular signal transduction; protein phosphorylation; positive regulation of apoptotic process. The transcript is spliced from 8 exons. Bases 643 to 3126 code for a protein of 827 amino acids. Gene Ontology annotation, molecular function: ATP binding; protein serine/threonine kinase activity.
AGCGAGAGAGAGAGGGAGAAGGAAAGAAAGGGAAAAGGAGAGAGACAGCUAUAGCGCGCACGCGAUGAGACGGGAAACGUAACCGUGUGCCGUGCUGUUUUUAGCACACCGUGAUCCAGUGUGUGUGUGGGUGCGUGCGCGUGUCGUCCUCGUCGCCGCCACCGCCACCGUUUUUACUCCACUCUUCACACUCAGCCCAGCUCUUUAGUUGUUCAGUCUGCACUUCCAGUGUUUGUGUCCCACCUAGGAUUCAGUUAUACAUCGCGUGACUACUGGAUGGGAAAAAAUCAGUGCUCUCGUGCUUAACUACCAUGUGAUUAUAGCGCAGCCGAAAGCGAGGAAAAAAAAAAAGAAUUUACAUCCGCGAUCGAGUUGGCGUCAACACGCACCUUAUGUAUACUCUUGGUUUUGGAAUAGCCGGGAUAAACAUCACGCCAACACACACACCAGCAGACCGUACGACUUAGUUCGUUAAGCAGCAGAUACGACGAGCGUUGGAACCUGGGUUUUUUUUCGCCGCCCAGCAACAUACCUUGAAUGUGUUUACAGAACAACUCGACUGAUUUGUUGCUUUACGUUUUUGCGUGGUGACAGUUCAUCUAUUCGGCGAGCGAUAGGAAAACUAAAUUUCCCAACAACAAAAUGAUUGUGGUAGACGAAAGUGAACCGGUGGGAGAGAUCGAGCCACCCUUUGAAUCGCGAGAUGUCCAAAUACGAAGGGGUCUUAAUGUUCGGGAUUUCUUUGAAAUGGAAGAAGAAAUCGGCCGAGGUAAAUUCGGAACUGUGUUCAAGUGUCGAGAGAAGAAAACUGGUCUCCGCCUUGCGGCCAAAUUCGUCCAAGCGGCCAAAAAGGCCGACCGGAUCAACGUGGAACGCGAGGUCGAGAUCAUGAAAUCGUUGCGUAAUCCCCGACUCAUACAACUUUACGACGCCUUUGACGACGGCAAGAAAGAGAUUUGUCUUUUGCUUGAACUCAUCGAAGGGGGCGAACUCUUUGAACGGGUGAUCGACGACGACUUUGUGCUGACGGAGAGAGCCUGUGCCAUCUUCAUGCGGCAAAUCUGUGAGGGCAUCCAAUUCAUCCACCUCCAGCACGUCCUACAUCUCGACAUGAAACCGGAGAAUAUCCUAUGCCUGACGAGGGCCGGCAACCGGAUCAAAUUAAUCGACUUUGGACUGGCGCGUCGCUACGAUCCGUCCAAAAAACUGCAAGUCCUUUUCGGCACACCCGAGUUUGUGGCACCCGAAGUAGUCAAUUUCGACCUAAUCGGCUACGGCACAGACAUGUGGUCCGUUGGCAUCAUCGGAUAUGUCCUACUUUCUGGCCUAUCGCCGUUCAUGGGGGAAACGGAUGUCGAGACAAUGGCCAACGUCACCAUCGCCAAGUACGAUUUUGACGACGAGGCUUUCAACGACGUCUCGGCUGAAGCCAAAGAUUUUAUUUCAAAACUUUUAGUCAAACAAAUUUCGAAGCGCAUGACUUCCACCGAGUCUUUAAGACACCCUUGGCUCAGACCGCGGCCUCCUCUUCCGACAGUUACUCCAACUGCCCAGCAGGAAGAACAGCCUUCGUCUACAACUAAUACUUCCACGUCACCGACUCCUCCAUCGUCUCCGCCUACCGAACCAGUUCCUAUUGUCUCCAACAUAUCGUUGGUGCCGGAAGCAGUAGUAGUCAUGAAUUCAAGAACAAUGCCGACAUCCGUCUCCGACAUUGAGCCGGACAAACUUCCCCCUACACUAAAUAAUCAAAUUACAACUUCAUCAUCAGAUCAGCAGGAAAAACCGACGAUAGAAGAAAGGAUGAAUUCGAAAACGAAACGAGACGUUCCUAAUGACGAACUGGCCAAUCAAUCAUCUAUCUGUUCAUUAGAUAAUCAAAUUAUGCCUUCGAUACCAAAUAAAGACGUUCAGGACGAUCAGCCAAUGCCGGCCCCAAAAGUGAAUAAGUCGAUAACAUUGCCGGAAGCCCUUGGUGUCAAACAGGAUUAUUCAUCUACUCCAUUAUCCGCUACUCAGAAAAGUGAAGAUAUACCCUUCCUGCACAAUAACGAAAAUCUGUCGACUUCAUCGACAACGGCCGCAGAAGUAAAAGAUCGAAUGACUCAACCGGCCGUCUCGGAUGUUAAGUCGACUAAUUCAUCAGUUCCAGUACCACAUAGUAAACCCAUACCUCAACCGCUAAAUCUAGACAACGCGUCGAUUUCGUCGUCAACGCAAUUAGCUGAUUUUCCGGAUAUCUUGCAAGUUGCUAAAGUAAAUUUGAGACAAUUCGUUGAGCGCUGGAACUCGCAUCCCAACAGCCCAUUUCAGCUCAAUUCGGAUAGCCCCCGGAGAACAAUAUCCCUUUUGAUCUCCAACUCGCCAUCUCAGCUGGACGCUUCGUCUUCAUCGCAGCCGGACGCUUCGCCUACAUCUCUAAAGGGCAUGUCGCCAUCGCCACCUUGUUCGAUGCCCACAUCGCCAGUCGUUAAAAAUCAACCGACAGAAAAGGUGCUUGAUGCUGUGUCGGAUCUUUUGAAAGAGUCGGUCAAAACGGAAAUAGUCAGCACCGAAAAACAGUCAAAUCACUCGUCUGUCGUCGAAUCCAAUGGCACCACCAGCAAGUCCGUUGUCAAAACGGAAGCCUCCAGUUCUAGCACUACCGUCGAGACGGCCAUCGAGCAGACAUCGGUUCUACUCAAGUCAGUCAAAGAUUCUCUGAUCCGACAAAUGGAGAGUGGCACUGCUGUUCGAGACAGAACCGGUGCCCGUGUCUGGGAUCGUAAAGGUAGUUCGCCCGCCGCACCUCCUACUUUUGUCCAGCACCGACGAAUGCCUCAAGCUGCAUCCGUAUUCACGUACGCCGUGCAGAAAUUCGAAUCCAAACAAACUAAACAGCCAAUUUCGUCGAAAUUCCGACAACCUCAAGAACCGAAGCCGCAAAAACCUCAGCGUCAACCCAGUCAGCCUAAUAAUGAGCCUGUAGGAAACAUAGAAGACUGGGAGGUCCAUCCACCAGUAGAGGCACGGUCAUUUCUGCCCAAAAUCAAUAAGCAAAUAAACAAAUACACAAUAAGCACCAGUUCGUGUUCUAUGAAUAACAGCUCGACCACCGUUAUCAAAAUGGAAUCGCAUAAACCGUAAUGUUACUAAUUGCUGAUGACUCAUCAAUAUAGCGUUGUUUGUUGCUUUGUAAAUAAAGGAUAUUGAUGGUAAAAUGUGUUCAAACUGAACGAUCGUUUAGUUACACGGCCUUCGAUGUUGUAUUCAAGGUUGUAUUACUUCUGACACCGGUGAAACAAAUUUGUUGGAUGCAGACCGAUGUUAACAGCCGUUUUCCGUUAAUCCAAUUCACGUGUUGACUGCUGUGCGACAUUCAUCUAACUGAAAUCAAAUUUGGCAUUGCGUAUGUUGUGACCUAGAAUUCAUGUACUGUGAAAUUUAUGAGAAACUCAAAACAUUGUGAUUGAUGAUUGGAUUCGAAUAAAAAAUGUUAACACACCAA